Messenger RNA from Strigops habroptila (Kakapo), 3184 nucleotides. RefSeq names its product KH RNA binding domain containing, signal transduction associated 1 (gene KHDRBS1). NCBI's taxonomy places the organism in Eukaryota, Metazoa, Chordata, Aves, Psittaciformes, Psittacidae. Gene Ontology annotation, molecular function: mRNA binding; poly(A) binding. Gene Ontology annotation, biological process: regulation of alternative mRNA splicing, via spliceosome. Gene Ontology annotation, cellular component: nucleus. The record is from RefSeq and is a predicted model, not a curated record.
UUGGGAGCUGCACGGCGCAGGCGCGGAGGCGUGGGGGGUGGUCGCGCGGGAGCCGGCGCGGAGAGGGGAGAGGAGGAGGAGCUUCUGCGCGUCACUUCCGGCGCUGUCCCCGUGGCGGUCGGUGUGGCCGCGCCGGUCUGCUCCGCCCCCCCCCCCCCCCCCCCCCCCGCCAUGCAGCGCCGCGACGACCCCGCCACUCGCCUGGGCCGCGGGCCUGGCCCCGGCGGAGCCCGGCAAGGGGGUACCCCGCCGCGGCGGCCGCCUCGAGGCGGGGGGGGCCGCGGGGCCGGUAGCGGGGCGCAGCCGCCGCCGCCGCUCCUGCAGCCCAAUGCCGCUGCGGCCGGCGCCUCGGCCGCACAGGUCCCCGCCGCCGGUACCCCCACCCCGCUGCUGUCCGGCGGCGCUGCCAAGAUGGAGCCCGAGAACAAGUAUCUGCCUGAGCUAAUGGCCGAGAAGGACAGCCUGGACCCGUCCUUCACGCAUGCUAUGCAGCUCCUCACCGCAGAAAUUGAAAAAAUUCAGAAGGGUGAAACAACAAAGAAGGAUGAGGAGGAGAACUACCUGGAUUUAUUUUCCCACAAGAAUAUGAAACUGAAAGAACGAGUUCUGAUACCUGUCAAACAGUACCCCAAGUUCAACUUUGUUGGAAAGAUUUUGGGACCUCAAGGCAAUACCAUCAAGAGGCUUCAGGAGGAAACUGGUGCUAAAAUAUCUGUCCUAGGGAAGGGUUCAAUGAGAGAUAAAGCAAAGGAGGAAGAACUGCGUAAAGGGGGAGAUCCUAAAUAUGCUCAUCUAAAUAUGGAUUUGCAUGUCUUCAUUGAGGUUUUUGGCCCCCCCUGCGAAGCAUAUGCUCUGAUGGCUCACGCCAUGGAAGAAGUCAAGAAGUUCCUUGUUCCCGAUAUGAUGGAUGAUAUCUGUCAGGAGCAAUUCUUGGAGCUCUCCUAUCUGAAUGGUGUACCAGACCCAGCUCGAGGCCGGGGAGUCCCUGUGCGGGGAAGGGGAGCAGCUCCACCACCGCCUCCGCCUGUCCCAAGGGGACGUGGGGUUGGUCCCCCCCCCCCUCCUCCUCCUCCUCCUCGGGGGGCCCUUGUGCGAGGAGCCCCGGUGCGAGGUGCCAUUGCCCGGGGAGCUGCUGUAGCCCGCGGGGUGCCUCCCCCCCCAGCAGUACGGGGGGCUCCUGCACCCAGAGCACGAGCAGCCGGCAUUCAGAGAAUACCGCUUCCUCCUCCUCCUCCUCCCGCACCAGAAGCCUAUGAGGAAUAUGGCUAUGAUGAUGCGUACGCAGACCAGAGCUAUGAGGGGUAUGAAGGCUACUACAGCCAGGGCCAAGGGGACACAGAAUACUAUGAUUAUGGACACGGGGAGGCGCAGGAAACCUAUGAAGCUUAUGGGCAAGAUGACUGGAAUGGAACCAGGCCCUCCCUGAAGGCCCCGCCGGCCAGGCCAGUGAAGGGGGCCUACAGAGAGCACCCAUACGGACGUUAUUAGAAAACAAACAUGAGGGAAAAAUAUCAGUUAUGAGCAAACAGUUGUUACUGAUUCUUGUAUCUCCCGGGAUUCCCGUUGCUUUACCCACACCAGACAAGUAAUUGUCUAACUGUUUUUCUUCGUGGCCCUUUUUCUCCCACUCCAUCCUCACCCUGCAUUCUGGCUUCUGUACGUAGUAUUUUAAAAUGAGUUAAAUAGAUUUAGAGGCGCGACUUUAAUUUUCUUUUGUUUUGUCCUUUUUUCAGUGUGUAGGUGGCUUUUCUUUCUUUGUUGUUUAGAUAAAACACAAACUGUACCUUUUUUUAAGAAAAAAAAGAAAAAAGUUGAGUUAAAAAUGUUAGUUUCAGAAGUGACAUGCUUUGCUUAGCAGUUAAUGAAAUUAAGGUUUUGUUAACCUCUUAAGUUUGGUUUUAAGGAACCCAUAAAAGUUGUAGUUGCAGAAUCCCAAAGUAGGCUACAUUUCAAAAUUCAGGGCUGUUUUUAAGAACUAAUAUCAUAAUGUAAUGGUAGUAGCUGCCACCCUUUAAAAGUAAGCUCAGAUGUCAAACUUUGAUUAAAAGCAGAUUGCUGGUGAAUCCUAGGUUUAAAUUUUAAUAUAAAGGAUCCUCAAAAAAAUUAAAUAGCUGUGGGAUUUUUUUUUUUUUGGGGGGGGUGGGGGGUGGUGGUGUUUCUUUGUUUCUUUGUUUCUUUGUUUUUAAAAGGUAAUUGACUUAGAAACAAAAAACCAAAACACCAACCCAAUCAAAUUAGGUUUGUAAAAUUGACUUUUCUUAUGUGGGUUUUGAAAUCUAGCCCCGAACAUGCGGUGUUGAGAGAUGCUUGGGAAGCAGAUUUUUCAGUGUAAAGGGGUUCUUCUUUAGCUUCUGUAUGAAGAACUUUGAAGGGAAAACCAAAUUAAAGCAUGGCUUUAGUUACUCAGUGUUUGAUAUUAGAAAACAGAGUAAAAUUGCAGUUUUAUUUCUCUAGUUCUUCGGGCAGAUAAAUCGGCUCUAGUUUAAAACCGACAUAAGUGUUGAUGUUAGCAAUCCAUUGACUUGUUCAAGUGUAUCUAUCUCAAUGCUAGCUUUGCCUAAAAAGGGACACUGCAGCUGAAAAAAAAAAAAAUGAGGAAAAAACUUCACUUUGUACAUAGGAUAAAGUCCUAAUUGGAUUUGUACACUGUCCUCCCACUCUGUUCCUGAAGAUUAAAUGCUACAUGUGUAAGUCUGCCUAACUAGGUAGCUAAAACUUGUCAAAAUGUCUGCCUCAGUUUGUCAAUAAAGUUUAGUCCUUUUUUAAUCAAAGUAAAUGUGAUGAAUUGUCAUUUUUUUGGUUGAGAGCUAAAAUAGCUAUAUAUAUUUUUCCAUUCAAAUAAAUUUAAAUUAACACUAAAGCUAAUUGUCUUUUUAAAACCUGGAGACAUCCUAAAACACGGUGGUUUGUGUAAUUCUCACAAAAAAAGCUUAUCAAGCUUAUUGAAUGAGCUUCAGUUAAAAAAAAAAAAAAUAGAAAAAGAAAAGCAAAUUUGUUUUUCACCCCCUGGAAGUUGUUGCAGUCAGUUGGAUUCUGGGCUAUGGCAGGAAUCUCUCUUCAGGAAAGUGGUCAUGGUUCUUUGCUGAAUUACCAAUUCAGAUUUCAGGUGGCCUCACCAGGCUGGUCCAUGCUGCAGACUCCAGAUUGAGUCUGAAAUGGCUGGUUUAAAUGCAGCAUGACAAAA